This is a messenger RNA of Debaryomyces hansenii CBS767, 678 nucleotides long. RefSeq lists its product as uncharacterized. Gene Ontology annotation, cellular component: SNARE complex; Golgi membrane; Golgi medial cisterna. The transcript has a single exon. Gene Ontology annotation, biological process: vesicle fusion; endoplasmic reticulum to Golgi vesicle-mediated transport. The record is from RefSeq and is a predicted model, not a curated record. The coding region runs from base 1 to 678 and encodes 225 amino acids. Gene Ontology annotation, molecular function: SNAP receptor activity. Lineage: Eukaryota; Fungi; Ascomycota; Pichiomycetes; Serinales; Debaryomycetaceae.
AUGUCAUCAGCAACAUUUACACAAACCAGAUCACAGGCAUUGAAUCUAGAGAAACAAGCCGAUACAUUAUUGUCACGAUAUUCUGCAUUUCAAAAUUUAUCUAAUACAAGCUCAAGCGACGAAGAAAAUGAACUAAGUGAUUCCAUAUUCGAAAAUUUACAGAAACGAGAGAAUGUUAUAAAUACAUUGAAUAGAAUAUCCGAAACGGACACGAAUUUAUCUACUUCCAAGUUACAACAAUUACAAAGACAUAAGGAAAUAUUAAGCGAACAUAAACGGUCAUAUGCCAAGAUCAAAGGUGUUAUAAAAGAAGAACGGAAUAGAAACAACUUGUUAUUUUCAGUAAGAUCUGACAUCGAUGCCCAUAGAGAAAGAUCAACUAAUAAUUCAAACAAUCGUGACUUGAAUGCCAAUGAUUAUAUAUUGGAUGAGAGUGUUCGAGCAGACAAUGCUAAUUCAUUCGCAGAGAGACUAUUGCAACAAGCAUACAAUACAAGAGAUGAACUCUACAGCCAGAGGGCACACUUGAGUAAUGCGCAACUGAGGAUGAUGGGUGCUGUUCUGCUGAUACCCGGCAUAAAUGUGCUUAUUUCCAGAAUUAAUACUCGGAGGAAGAGAGAUACGUUAAUAUUGGCUACAGUUAUUGCAAUUUGCAUUUUGGUAUUGUUCUUCUUCUAA